Molecule: messenger RNA, 453 nt
Organism: Striga hermonthica
Lineage: Eukaryota; Viridiplantae; Streptophyta; Magnoliopsida; Lamiales; Orobanchaceae
Source: the annotation of a GenBank genome assembly
AUGAGCUAUGAAAAGGUCCGAAAGCAGAACAAAUUCAUCCGUAUCAUCAUUGUCCCCAUUCGGGUCCUUGCCCGGGCUCGGGACUUUUACAUGACGAGCCUCGCGGGCUUGGGCGGGGCUGCCACGUACGGCAAUGUCAUGGGCUGCCCGACCCCGACCAUCCCAAGAAGCUCGAGCGUUAAUUCGAAUUCAAGAACCGCCGAGGAGCAGCUGAGGGACCUCGCAAGGCUCCGAUCAGUGACUGGGAAGGCCGAUGAGGUGAAGCUCCGUCGCUCGAAAAGCGCGCGGCCUCUCGGCAGCGGGGUGCCGGCAGCUGCUGUGGCGCGCAGUAGAACGGUCGCGUUUGGGAGGAUCGAUGAAGAUAAGGUUUUCGAGUACGAGGAGGAGGACGAGGUCAGGCUGCUGGGCCGGGCUGUUGACUUUUCAAGGGCCAGAAGCUACGGUGGCAGGUGA